AUAACACAGCCAGCAUUCUGACAAGGCGGAGGAGAUUUAGUCGAACUGUUCAGGAUGUGUAUUAUCUGCCCAUUAUGAUCUCUGAUGGUGGAAUCCCCUCUCUCAGCAGCAGCAGCACCCUCACCAUCAGGGUUUGUGCAUGCGAGAGAGAUGGGCGUGUGCGGACCUGCCAUGCAGAAGCCUUCCUGUCCUCGGCUGGCUUGAGUACAGGAGCCUUAAUCGCUAUUCUUCUCUGUGUUGUCAUUCUCCUGGCGAUCGUAGUAAUUUUUAUCACCUUGAGGCGCAGCAAGAAAGAGCCUUUGAUCAUUUCAGAGGAGGAUGUGCGGGAGAACGUGGUCACCUAUGAUGAUGAGGGUGGAGGGGAGGAGGACACUGAAGCCUUUGACAUCACAGCCUUGAGGAAUCCUUCUGCUGCUGAGGAGCUCAAGUACCGGAGAGAUAUCAGACCUGAAGUGAAGCUCACUCCCAGACACCAGACAUUGUCCACCCUGGGAAGUAUAGACGUUCAGGAAUUUAUUAAGCAAAGACUGGCAGAAGCAGACCUGGACCCUAGUGUGCCCCCUUAUGACUCUCUUCAGACUUAUGCCUAUGAGGGUCAGAGAUCAGAAGCUGGAUCUAUCAGCUCGCUGGAUUCAGCAACCACACAAUCAGACCAGGAUUAUCAGUACCUUGGAGACUGGGGACCUGAGUUUAAAAAGCUAGCUGAACUCUAUGGAGAAAUAGAAUCGGAAAGAACAACUUAGGGGGUUCAUUCUUGCAACUUUGUAGAAUUUGCUUCCCUACCAAGUGGAUAUAUAACCUCAGCAAUGACAAGGAAGAAGCGUGUAAACAGUACUAGGAACUGAGCAAGCUGUACACAGCUCCUGUAGAAACAAGUGCCCUUUUCAUGAUCAAAACUGGGUUAUUCAAUUGGAAGAAAGUCAGAUCUAAAAGAAAAAAAAAAAAAAUACAGAGAAAAAGCUAUUGUUUCUUGUGUAUAUUUUCAAUUGCUCAAUAAAGUCUGUGGUACUGUUUAAUUAA
This is a messenger RNA of Galeopterus variegatus (Sunda flying lemur), 1020 nucleotides long. RefSeq names its product cadherin-18. Lineage: Eukaryota; Metazoa; Chordata; Mammalia; Dermoptera; Cynocephalidae. Gene Ontology annotation, cellular component: adherens junction; membrane; catenin complex. The record is from RefSeq and is a predicted model, not a curated record. Gene Ontology annotation, biological process: cell morphogenesis; adherens junction organization; homophilic cell-cell adhesion. The transcript has 2 exons. Gene Ontology annotation, molecular function: calcium ion binding; cadherin binding. The annotation marks the transcript as partial.